AUGCCAACCGCCGCCGCCGCGUUGAGCAUGACGCUCCUCAUCGAUAGGAAGGCGCAGCGCGUGCUGUUCGCGGAGGCGAGCAAGGAAGUCGUCGACUUCCUCUUCUCCCUCCUCGCCCUGCCCGUCGCCACGGCCGUCGAGCUGAUCGGGGAGGAGGGCAUGGUCGGUUGCGUCGGCAACCUCUACGCCAGCGUAGACAAGCUCGACUCCACGUACGUCUUGGCCGGCGCUGCCAAGGACGCUUUCCUCCGCCCCACGGUCGUCUCGCCGGCCACGACCAUCAACAGCUCGCUCCAGCGCCUGCCGGAGCCGUCGUCUGGCCAGCCAAAGACCUUCUACAGAUGUAACAAGUCCGGUCGCAGGUGCUACAAGUCCGUGGAUUGCAGCUGCUACAACUACGUGACGGACGCGAGCGGUACGUAUUGCAUGUGCUGUUUCUAUCUGAUGGAGACGGUAAUGUGGUAUGUCCCGCCCGGCUAUGGCUGCUCCGGUAACAAGGCGGAGAACGCCUCCACCGGAGGAGCGGAAGGGUUCGUCCAGGGCAUCGUGUACACGGUGAUGGACAACCUCACGGUGAGGCCCAUUUCCGCUACCUCCAUCAUCACCCUGCUCAGUACCUUCGCGGUGAGGGACGUCAGCGAUCUCGAGGAGAGGACCGUGCAGCUCGGCUACAACGAGGUCAGUCACUGGAUCUUUCAUCUGCUCACAAUUAUCCUUCGUUUUUAA
Molecule: messenger RNA, 726 nt
Organism: Phragmites australis (common reed)
Lineage: Eukaryota; Viridiplantae; Streptophyta; Magnoliopsida; Poales; Poaceae
Exons: 1
Coding region: 1-726 (241 amino acids)
Source: RefSeq, a predicted model, not a curated record